GGGGACGUGUGGCAUACCUGGGUUUAUAAGCCACUUCCCCCCCAAAAAAGAGGGGGCACGUUUAUCCCUGGCCCUCCCUCUGUGAAGUGUCCACUCCCAUGAUUCAUAGCGACCGUAGUCACUUAUGACAGGCUGCACAGGUACCACCUGUCCGACUGGUACCAGUGUCCACAGAGCUCCUUAUUAAGGACAGUUUCAAAACCUUACAGUAUUUAUUUACAGAUAGGUUUUAUUGAUCCCACAGUGGGGGGGAUUCACUCGAUACAGCAGCUCCAGAUAUACACAACAGAUAAGAUAAAUUAAGCACAUUAAAUACAAAAUAUAAGAGAAAAAUACAAGAUAGGGGAGAGUGGGGUAAGUUGAGCCACGCCCCUUGUUGCUAGGAAAUGGUAAAAAAAAAAAAAAAAACAUUGAUCAUGUGACCAAAUAUUUAGGAGGAAGGCAUUAUUUCAUGGAGUCUGUGAAUGUAAGAACCACAUGGGUAAAGUGGUUAGAUAUUUAUUUCCAAAAAAUCAUUUUUCACUCUUGAAAGUGAAUUUAGUCUAUCAUGAGUUUCAUGAGAAUUGUGUUUAGACCAAAAUAGAUCAUUUUAAAUUUGUUUUAUACAUCAACUGUGGCAUCUAUGAGCUACAACAUGAGGUCAUAAACCUAGCAUAAAAGUGCACCAUUUUAGCUGUGGGGACUAAUAAAGUCAGAAUGGUUGCUCUGGGGUAAGUUGAGCCGGUGGCUACAGCCCAAACAGACCACAAGACCACUUUUUUUGGACAUGCUAUAUUAUCGAAACAGUUAUGUUUACACUCAUUCUGUUUGUUUGAAAGGAUGCACAACCUCCUGAAAUAUAUGCAGAUAUAUUAGUUAGCGACAAAACUAUGAUUGCCUUGAUGUAGUGAUCCUAAAUAUGAAAAAUGGCUCAUCUUACCCCACUCUCCCCUAUAUAUAUAUAUAUAUAUAUAUAUAUAUUAGUGUAAAAAAAAAAAAAAGGCUAUAGGCUCUAGACAGGGCUAUGAAUAUACAGUACAGGUCUAAUGUGUAUGUAGGAAAUUCUAUAAAUAUGUGAAACAGACAGAUAAUUAGAUAGAAAGAAGAACUGCUGCUUUGUGUGAUGUCCACAACUCUUGCAAUAAAAUGACUCUGCCUAGGAUACACCUGUGUUUGCUCCAGGAGCCUCCUCUCUCCUCCAUGCAGCUCUCCUCUUCUCUCCUCUCCUCUCCUCUCCUCUCCUGUACUGUCAAUAAGUUCUCUACAAUGUCAGUGACAUUGUGAAAUAUGAAGAGAAUAAAAAAAAGUUUGGCCUCCUCAAGGUGCAUUACAGGUAUUGGAAGAAGAAGAACCUCCAUGGAUGGAGGGAGGGAAUGAUUUCCGGGUAGGAUCAUUUAACUAACCUCCUCUUCCUCCUCCUCUUCUUCUUCCUCCUCCUCCUCCUCUUCUUCUGGUGCUCGCUGGCACUAAACUCACUUUCCAAGAUGGAAAGAAAACAGUCCUGGCGCAGCUGUUCGGUCGUCGGCUGCAGAAGAGAGAACAGAUCUGCAUAUUUCAGCCUCCCUACAUCUGAGGACUUAAAGACUCAGUGGUUAAAGUUUAUCUUUAACGACAACGUUCCCAUAACAACCAGCAGCUGUUUGUAUGUGUGCCCCAGCCACUUUGAGGCAGACUGCUUCACUAAUGCGUGUCAAGUCAAAUUGGGAUAUGCUUCAAAAUUGAGGCUCAAGGAAGGAUCGAUCCCGACUGUGAGAGACCCAAGUGUAAAACCAGAAGCUGGCACCGCUGGCAGUGCUUGUCGAAUUCUUUCAGUAAGACACGUGGCCUCCCAGACUGACCCCCCAGAAAGAAGAUCUGUCAGCACACAGCUGUCCACAGAUAACAAAUCUGUUGGCACACAGCUAUCCACGAAAACUUUGCAGAACCACUUCCGAAGUACAGCUACGCAGGCGAGAGUGCCCAGCAGAGACUGCGGUGUGUGCACUCUCACCUUCCCCUUGGACAGCCCAUUACUGUUCCUACAACCAACAAUAGUAAAGGGACCAUCCAAGAGACCUCGACUCAGCCUUACAGACGAGGAGGAAGGCCCUUCAGAGUGCAGCUUGUCUAUGGUGGUUCGUGAACCAGAGGAUUCAACAUGACUUUGUUGACUCGCUGUCGUGGGUUAGCGGCUGUGUAUUUUCUGUUUACCUUUUCAGGAAUCUCUUCAUGGAGAAGAGUUGGUGAAUGACAGAUUAGUGAAUGGAACAAAUAUGAAUGCUGAAGACUGAUUAUUACCAUUACCAUACCAGGAAGUAGGCUGGUGGUAUAAGUCUGCCAUCGGGCGACUAUUUCAGUCUGCAUUCUCCUUCCCUUCCGCUAAUCAUCGAACACUAUUUUUCAAGGACACUUUCCCAGCAUGCUGGGCUUAGCGCCGCCCAAGACGAUUGUGAUUGGUUUAAAGAAGUGUUUUCCACCGCGUACCACCUCAGAAAAUAUCAGGCUCUCCGAGGACUACCGUUAUGACCAACGUUAACGUCACUUUCAACUUUCACCGAGUGUUGUUCGGUUAAUGCUUUAAAGAUGGGCACAUGUUUAUGGGUCAUGUCUGGCAGAAGGUCCAAAUGUUUUUUGUUUUCAGUUCUUCCUCUACAAGGUAUACCACAAUGUCAUUAUGGUAAUGUGAUUUUACACACUACUAAAACUAGACAGAGCGGGGCCAUAUGUUUGGACCAUUUCAUAUCUUCCAAUACCGCAAAGAUAGAAACCGACAAAUACAUAUUUUCAUAAUCAAAACUCCAUUAAAACUGAGGCAAACAGCUAUGGCUUGAUACAUACCACAGUGAAGUAAAUAUAUUUAGGUUCAGGUUCAGUACUGAAGUGUUUAAAUUGGUUCAUUUACUGUAUUUUAUGCCAUUAAUGUAUAAGAAAUGGUAACUAACCACACAGAUUUUAAUGUAGCUUUUGUGUGGAGCUACUGGUAAUAUGUCCGAAUGUUGACUACAAGAAAACUGUAAUUUUACUGUCGAUUAGUAAACUGUCACCAGCCUUUGUAAAGCUGGAUCCUGUAAUGGUUUUCAUCAUAUAUACAGAGGGGAUUCUUUUGCUUUUUUAUAGGAAAAAACGGGUUCAGUAGACGUGUUGUAAUAAAACAAAGUUCUGUUCUGUUA
Molecule: messenger RNA, 3128 nt
Organism: Dicentrarchus labrax (European seabass)
Lineage: Eukaryota; Metazoa; Chordata; Actinopteri; Moronidae
Exons: 4
Coding region: 1464-2120 (218 amino acids)
Molecular function (GO): sequence-specific DNA binding
Source: RefSeq, a predicted model, not a curated record